UGAUUGACCUCUCGCGUAGCCUACGACACUGUCUCUUUAAAUGAGGGAUUGUGCCUCGCACAUGCUCAGCUGGACGUGUGGGACUUUCUCCUGGAGAAUCAGGAGCACAAAUGCCGUACUGUGGACAGAGUUAAAGAUGGAACUGGCUGAUAUAUCUUAGACUUUCAGCACAAUUUGGAUUAAACGAAAAUUCGGCAAACAAGGACUAAAUCCGCCGCCGUUAUAGUUUACAUCGCUCAGACAAGCGAAGAAAAAUGUAGUGUUAUUUACGGGAGAUUAAUUCGGUUUCUUUUAUCAAACGGAGCUGUGAACAACACCAGUUAUCCUCGCCACAUUCAUGUUCAGAUCUUUUUAGAUUUUCUGAGCUGAAAUUAGAAAAAGCUGUCGUUCACAUUUCAGUCCUCUUGUUUUGUAGCUGGAAGGCCGUUUUUUUUAGGCUUUUAGCAAUAGCACACCGCUAUGCAUACAUUUUACAUAAAAUAACUGAUUACAUUUAAGAGCUUUAAAAUGGCUGCUCGGCUCUGUUUUGAAUAGAGGUGCUUUGUGAAUUGUAACAUUUUGUGUCCAUAAAUAUAUAUGCAUAGGCAACCAAUGUGUUUGAAAUGGUCCUGAAAAGACAACGUGAUAAUUGGCAACGCUGUUUUCCGUUUUCUAAAUCUGCGACUGCUCGCUGUAGGGCGCUUUUCUGCUCUGUCUGCGGGAGGUAGCAGCUUGUCGGAUUCCGUUUGCAUUGAGUUCCAUUCUCUUUGGUCACUAAUUCAGAAGUGUAUCUGAACUGUGCUUUAUUUUUUGAUGACACUUGGAUUUUCGUAAAGUUCAAUAAUAUGCAACAUUUUAAAGCCUUUUAAGUCACUGAAAAAUACAGAAACGACAACUAGCCUAUCACGUGCCUAAGCCAAACCAACUUCGUGUUCUACGAAUGAGCUAUUUAUAAACAUAGAUCCAACAUAUCAUUAAUGUUUCUCCGUAAAUUCUGGUAGCUUACAAAAUGGAUACAAAUAUUUUCGCGAAAAGGGGCGUCCUUUGGUUUAAAUGGAGGAGACAUUACAAUUCGCAGGAUGCCAACGGAUAUUUGCUGUUUUUCAUCGUAUUUUACCUGGUGCUUUACACCGAAGGAUCCCCUUCAAAACCAUGCGAUAAAAACUGCUUUUCCGGAAGGUGCUUCAAUGGAACUUGCAUAUGUGACAAAGGAUGGGUCGGGGAUCUGUGCCAACACUGCCAGGGAAGGUUCAAGCUGACAGAACCUUCAGGCUACCUUACAGACGGACCAAUCAACUACAAGUACAAGACCAAGUGUACCUGGCUCAUCGAGGGCUACCCCAAUGCUGUUCUGAGGUUACGGUUUAACCAUUUUGCCACGGAGUGUAGCUGGGAUCAUAUGUACGUCUACGAUGGAGACUCCCUAUAUGCACCUUUAAUCGCUGUGUUCAGUGGUCUCAUCGUUCCAGAAGUCCGGGGCAAUGAAACUGUGCCGGAGGUUGUCACCACCUCAGGAUACGCCCUCCUGCACUUCUUCAGCGACGCUGCGUAUAACCUGACUGGGUUCAGCAUCUUCUACUCGAUAAACUCCUGCCCCAACAACUGCUCGGGCCACGGGAAGUGCAGCACGGGGAACUCGGUCUCCAGCAGGGUGUACUGCGAGUGCGAUAAGUACUGGAAGGGGGAGGCCUGCGACAUCCCGUACUGCAGGAACAACUGCGGCAGCCCCGACCACGGCUACUGCGACCUGACCGGCGAGAAGCUCUGCGUCUGCAACGACAGCUGGCAAGGUCCAGACUGCUCUCUGACUGUCCCGUCCACGGAGUCCUUCUGGGUGUUGCCCAACACGAAGCCCUUCAGCCCGUCGGUGGGGCGAGCGUCCCACAAGGCCGUGGUGCACGGGAAGCUGAUGUGGGUCAUCGGGGGCUACACCUUCAACUACAGCUCUUUCCAGAUGGUGCUGACUUAUAACCUUGAGAGCAGCAUCUGGAACGUGGUGCCGAUCAAAAACGGGCCUCUGCCGCGGUACGGCCACUCCCUGGCCCUGUAUCAGGAUGAGAUCUACAUGUUCGGGGGGAAGCUGGAGGGCGGGGCGGGGAACGUGACGGACGAGCUGUGGGUGUUCAGCCUGGCCGGCCGCGCCUGGUCCCAGCGCUUGCCCACGCCGCUCGUUCACGGCCAGCUCUUCGCCGUGGAGGGACACUCCGCCCACGUCGUGGAGCUCGACGGCGGAGACGUCGUCAUGGUGAUCUUCUUCGGCCACUCCUCCAUCUACAGCUAUGUCAGCAGCGUGCAGGAGUACAACCUCCGGACGAACACGUGGUCGGUUCCAGAGACAAACGGUGCCAUCGCCCAGGGCGGUUACGGUCACAGCAGCGUGUACGACCGCACGACCCGGUCCGUGUACGUGCACGGAGGUUACAAGGCCCUGCCUGCCAACAAGUACGGCUUGGUUGACGACCUGUACCGCUACGAGGUGCGGUCACGUACGUGGACGGUUCUGCGGGAGAGCGGGCUCUCCCGGUACCUCCACUCCUCGGUGCUCAUCAGCGGGGUCCUGCUGGUCUUCGGGGGAAACACCCACAACGACACGUCCCUCAGCAACGGAGCCAAGUGCUUCUCCUCGGACUUCCUGGCCUACGACAUUGCGUGUGAUGAGUGGAAGGUGUUGCCGAGGCCAAACCUGCACCGUGAUGUGAAUCGCUUUGGUCAUUCAGCGGUCGUUAGCAACGGGUCGAUGUACGUGUUCGGAGGGUUUUCCAGCGUGCUGCUGAACGACGUGUUAGUGUAUCGGCCCCCCAGCUGUGAAGCCUUCCCGGAGGAGAGGGCGUGUCUGAACGCGGGCCCUGGGGUCCGCUGCCUGUGGAGCAGGAGCCGGUGUGUCCCCUGGGACUCCGCCCACAGUGAUGACAUCACACCUGCCACGUUCUGCCCCCCGAGGACCCCUGCAACGGAUGAGCAGUGCUUCCGCUACUCAGACUGCUCCAGCUGCACCUCCAACACCAACGGCUGCCAGUGGUGUGAGGAGAAGAAGUGCAUCUCUGUCACCAGCAACUGCACAGUGUUAAACCCGGAUCUGUUCCACCAGCACAGGACCCCACAGCCCAUUGCCCCGCCCACAUCUGUGAUGGCAGAAAGAAAGAUGUCUCUUUGGAAACACGGAAUACGAAAGAGUGGAAACGCUGUGAAUAACUACACCAGGUGUCAGGUGAGGAACGAACAGGUGUGUGCCAAGUCGCCUAACUGUAGGAGCUGUUCCCUCAACCUCAACUGCCAAUGGGAUCCUCAACAGCAGGAUUGCCACGCCCUCCGAGCUCAUCUUUGUGGAGAGGGUUGGACCCGCGUCGGGGAGGCCUGCUUGCGCCUAAACUCCAGUCGGGAGAGCUAUGACAAUGCCCAGCACUACUGUAAGAACCUGGGCGGCAACAUCGGCUCUCUCACCACCUCCAAGCAGGUUGACUUUGUCCUGGAGGAGCUGCAGAGAUACGGGCAACAGGAGAAGAAGCUUUCUCCGUGGGUGGGGCUGAGGAAGAUUAACGUGUCAUACUGGGGGUGGGAGGACUCCUCCCCCUUCACCAACACCUCCCUGCAGUGGCUGCCAGGGGAGCCUAGCGACUCAGGGUUCUGUGCAUAUCUGGACAGGGCCGAGGUGUCAGGCCUGAAGGCCAAUCCGUGCACAGCCACAACCGAUGGGCUCAUCUGUGAAAAACCUGUCGUGAGCCCCAAUCAGAAUGCCAGACCAUGCAAGACGCCCUGCUCCCUGCGCAACUCCUGCGCCAACUGCACCACACAGGCCAUGGAGUGCAUGUGGUGCAGCAGCACCAAGCGCUGCGUCGACUCCAACGCCUACGUCAUCUCCUUCCCCUACGGACAGUGCCUGGAGUGGCAGACUGGGGACUGCGUGUCUCAGAACUGCUCAGGUUUGCGUACCUGUGCGCAGUGUCUGGAGCAGCCAGACUGCGGUUGGUGUGGGGACCCCAGUAACACAGGGCGGGGUCAGUGUGUGGAGGGGUCCCACCGGGGCCCCAUGAAGAGCCCGGGGCCCAAACAGAGCCCCGAAAUGCUGCUGGAGCCGGGCCUGUGCCCCCGAGAUCGCGGAUACGACUGGUCCUACAUCACCUGCCCCGCGUGCCAGUGUAACGGUCACAGCGUCUGUGUGAACAGCAGUGUGUGCGAGCACUGCAGAAACCUGACCACCGGACAGCACUGCCAGACCUGCAUGCCUGGUUACUACGGAGACCCCACCAAUGGAGGGCGUUGCCAAGCUUGUAAAUGUAAUGGUCAUGCAAAUGUCUGCCAGGUCUUGAGUGGAAAGUGUUACUGCACAACAAAGGGCAUCAAAGGAGAUCAGUGCCAGCUAUGCGACUCGGAAAACCGUUACCUUGGAAACCCUCUCCGGGGAACGUGCUAUUAUAACCUGCUGAUUGAUUACCAGUUCACCUUCAGUCUCCUGCAGGAGGACGACCAUCACUACACUGCUAUUAACUUCAUGGCCACGCCCGAGCAGACCAAUAAGAACCUGGACAUGUCGAUCAAUGCAUCAAACAAUUUCAACCUCAACAUCACCUGGUCUAUUGGCUCCACAGCUGGGACCAUAUCGGGUGAGGAAGUCCCCAUUGUCUCCAAGACCAACAUUAAAGACUACAGAGACAGAUUCUCCUGUGAGAAAUUUAGCUUUCGCACCAAUCCCAACAUCACCUUCUAUGUGUACGUCAGCAACUUCUCCUGGCCAAUCAAGAUUCAGAUCGCCUUCUCCCAGCACAACAGCAUCAUGGACCUGGUGCAGUUCUUUGUGACCUUUUUCAGUUGUUUCCUGUCACUGCUGCUGGUUGCUGCUGUGGUGUGGAAGAUAAAACAAACCUGCUGGGCAUCUCGACGGAGAGAGCAACUGAUGAGGGAAAGACAGCAGAUGGCGAGCCGUCCGUUCGCCUCUGUCGACGUGGCUCUGGAAGUGGGCGGAGACAAAGAGCAGACCGCGCCGCUGCGGAGCCCAGCAGAGGGCGCCCCCAAACCCAUCGCCACGGAGCCGUGUUCAGGGAGCAGGGCCGCCGUUCUCACCGUGUUCAUGCGCCUCCCGCGGGCAUCGUCUGGUGUUCCUCCCCCAGGCCAGUCUGGCAUGGCCAUUGGCAGCGCCCUCAUCGAUACCUCCCCACAGAAACCCUUCGACUUCAAAGAGAGGAGCCUGGGGCUGAAGAACCGCAAGCUGCCCCCAGCAACGCGCCAGGGCACAUGCGUAUGAACCCUGCGUACAGCCCGCGUGUGCCCUCUGAUUGGCUGUCUGCCCGGGUGGCUUUGUGUAGAGUCACACUGCAACAUCUGUUUUAAAGCCCUGGAAAUAGGAUUCCGCUAGGUACCCACUUACCCACAAUUCCCUGCACUCCGUACGUCUGUGUCUGUUCCUCCUGCUCCUUUAGGCCUGCUCCAGAAGUGAGUGACAGGCCCCCUUUAAAGACCUGUGUGUCAUGCCGAGGACAGGUGUCCACUGAAACAGAGGUGAAUAAUUCCGAGGGACCAGCAGGGGGUGUAGUGAGCAGCUGCGAGGUGUUGGUGUCUCUGCACAGAGAGAAGCACAGGUGCGCACUGUGUGUGUAUUUGUGUGUGUGGUGUACAGUAACUACGGAAGAAGCAUGAUUUUAAGAAAAAAGGUAUAUUUUUCAUCGUAAUCCGCUGACUUUGUGUGAGGAAUUAAAGGCAAGUGCGGUCACACCUUGCUGAGGUAUUUCCUCAUUGUGAAAGGUCGCUUUAAUCCAGGGAGGGUUAUCUGAGCACACCACCACCACCAAGGGUCUUGGGCCUGGUGGUUCUCCCUUUCUCACCAUUCUGAAUGUUUGCACAAACUUGCGUUAGGCGGUGUGGAUGUGUAGUCAGAACUUGUUUUGGUUUAAGCUGAACCCAUAGUUUUAUGGUUGCCGUGGUUAUAAGAACUUGGAUUGUUUGGCUUCACCCCCAGAAUUCCUGCAGUACCUUCAACAGCCACUGGGGGCUUUUUUUUUUUUUUUAACCUGGUACAGUGUAGUGCCACACAUUUCAUAUCAAAUGAGGAAUGAAAACACAAUGUAUGUAUUUUAGCUUUUGUGAUAUUUAGUCUUUUUAUUAAAUGAUGGAUGGUCUGCUAUGUUCUGGUGCAAUUUAUUGCUCUAUUCCUUAGUACAAAAUUAUUAUCACUUUUUUUUUCUUUUUUCUUUUACAAAAAUGUUAUUGUCCACUUGUACAUAAUAUCAUGGGUCUACAGUGCACACUAAAGUUCAAAAUAUAUAUUUUUUUUCGAGUUUCUUUUUUAGUUUGGCUCAGAGCCAUGUAAGCUACUUUUAUUGAAAUGGUACGUAAUAUUAUGUCUUUAGUUCUCAGUCAGAGUGAAAAAAUAUGAGCCUACUCUUUCUUCUGGAAUAUUUGUGGUUUACAGGAAGGGUCAGAACUCUUGGCUAUCUUGCAUACUGUAAGUGCCACACAAAACCCUUGUGGUGCUCCACAAUUAUGUGAUUGAAAGGUGGACACCACGGAGGGUUUAACGUACUGUGUUUACAUCAAAGUACAAGGGGCAUGCCAGAGUGUGGUUAAAAUAUAAAUAUUCUCUGUACUGAGUUCAGCACGUUCUGGGCAUUUUAAAAAAGGAAUUUUUGCAACAAAAACAAGAAUUGUUUACAGAUCAAAUUAUGGUUCCAUUUGUUUAGGCGUUUUAUUUUUUUUGAGCUGUCAUAUUAUGUGAUGUCACGCAAUAGUGAUUGAAUAUAUGCCUAUAAGUUAUUGGACCAGUUUAAUUUGAUGUGUUUGAAAACCGUGCUGGAAUGCCAUUAUCCUGCUGCAAUGUUAGGGAGCGUUAGGUUGGGAAACGGGUCUUUUUAAGGGGGAUCCCUUAAAAGCCCCCCCCCCAGCCCUCUUUAUUAUUCAGUAUUUCCAGGAGGAACGCUUGCAGAGCACUGUCACUCUCGACUGAGAAACAGACAGAGCAGAUUAUCAGUCUCUGCACAGCCGCAUGAAUAACUCAUACAUACCAUCGGCCCAAAGGCUUUGGAACAGCCUGUCUGUGCAAGGGACACAAACACAGAGACAGGCUGACUUUUUUCCCUCUCAAUCUUGUGCCCUCGCUUUCUUUCUCUUGCCUUCUCUCGCUCUCUCUCUCUUUCUCUCUCUCUCUGACUCACGCUUUCUCUCUCUCCCUCUCCCAUUGUCCUGUCUCUCCUUGUCUUGUGGUCUCAGUCACUCUUUACCACUUCUUGUCUGUCUCCCAUGUUUGAUCUAUCUCUUCUCCUUGUCUUUCUACUUUUAUCUAACAGUAUUCUUUCUUUCUCUUGUCUCUCUCUCCACUUCCUGUCUCUCAGUCUCCUCUGUGUUUAUCUCAUUGUGGCUUGGAAUUAAGUUUGUGACCGUAAAGGUCAGUGUAUUAACUUGUGUGAUUAUAAACAUGCUUACCCUAAAUCUGAAAAUAGAACCAGCAUUGAUAUGGCAUUCAGCAGCCAACUGUACAUAUAUCACCUGUGCUGAAUUUACCUGUUCUUUUACCUGUACCAAAGGGGUCUUUCGUCUGUCCCCUGUGCUGGAACUGCUUGUUUGUUUCACCUGUAAUAAGGUCACCAGUUCAAAGACAUUUUCAAAUCUCUUGCACUGAUUGGAGGAAUGUUUUGUGGUUGGUGAAUAUUUCCUGUAUUUGCGGUUGUGAGGGCUUUUGUAAUUUACACAACUGUUCUGUUUUUGGUGUUUCUGUUUCUAUUUUAUUUUAUAUGUUGUCUUGAAAUGUGAUAUGUAAUAUUGACACACGUGUAUAUGUGUACUCAAAUGUAUAAAUAUAAGACUUCUGAAUUUUUUUUUAAUCAGGUGAAUUCUACAACUGAAGUAUUUUACACAAUUUGUAUCUGAAGGGACAGUUCACAUAAUUUCUAUGUUCAAAUGUGGGCGUAUGUGAUAUUCAUAUGUAAAGAAACAAAAUGAUUUGAAGCUUCUUCGUAUUGUAAUAAACAAAAAAGUAUGUGAAUUGAAA
Anguilla rostrata (American eel) is the source of this 7954-nucleotide messenger RNA. RefSeq names its product attractin-like protein 1. NCBI's taxonomy places the organism in Eukaryota, Metazoa, Chordata, Actinopteri, Anguilliformes, Anguillidae. The record is from RefSeq and is a predicted model, not a curated record. The transcript is spliced from 30 exons. The coding region runs from base 989 to 5218 and encodes 1409 amino acids. Gene Ontology annotation, molecular function: protein binding. Gene Ontology annotation, cellular component: Golgi apparatus.